GGCUUCUGUGUGACGUCAGCACUGACGCCAUGCCAACCGACGUAUAAAGUCAACGUCAAACGAACGCAUCUAGAGAUUCUCGCACGUUACGUAAGCACGUUGUAAGGUGACGUCAUCGCCUGACCCGCUUGACUGCUGGGCAGAGAAGCCGAGGAGAAGGGCCGUUGACGGAAUUUAAACACCCACUGGACGUUGUAGAAGGACAUUGGAGGAGCAAAUUAUUUUUUAAAAAGAUUUGUUCCUGCACCCACUUGAACCUUCCUCAAAACCAUGUCCCAGGACAAGAGCGGCUACCCCGUCAUGGGGGAGACCAACCCACUCCACAACAAUGUCUACGGACCCACGCAGCCGGGUUUUGGCAUGCCCCCGCCCAACUACCACCAGGCCCCCGGAGGACCGUACCCGCCAGCCGGUGGCUACGGCCAGCCAGGGUUCCCCCAGGCAGGCUUUGGCCCUGCCCCGUACCCUCAGAUGCCGUACCCCCAGAUGCCCUACCCACAGCCCUACCCACAAGGUCCCUACCAGGGACCUGGGCAGCCUGGCUUCCCUGGAGACCCCUCUGUGCCUGGCGGCAGCGCUGGUUACCAUGGCGAUGUGCCUCCGACCUACUACGACAACGAGGACUUCACCAACUCAGGCUUUGAGGACAAGAGCAUCCGACAGGCCUUCAUCAGAAAAGUCUUCAUGGUUCUCACCGUGCAGCUACUGGUCACCUUCUCCUUCGUGGCCGUCUUCACCUUUGUGGAUGAGGCCAAGCUGUUUGUGCGGAAGAACCCAUGGACGUACUACAUCUCCUACGUGGUCUUCCUGGUCUCUCUCAUCGUGCUCAGCUGCUGCGGAGAUUUCCGCCGCAAGCACCCCUGGAACCUGGUGGCCCUGUCCAUUCUGACCCUGAGCCUGUCCUACAUGGUGGGCAUGAUUGCCAGCUUCUAUGACACCGACACCGUCAUCAUGGCUGUGGGGAUCACCGCCGUCGUUUGCUUCACCGUGGUCCUCUUCUCACUACAGAGCAAGUACGACUUCACUUCCUGUCAAGGCGUCCUGUUUGUUUGUCUGAUUGUGCUGCUGCUCUUCGGCAUCCUCUGCAUGUUCAUCCGCGAUAAGAUCCUGCACAUCGUCUACGCCUCGCUGGGGGCCCUCUUGUUCACCUGCUUCCUGGCUGUGGACACCCAGCUGCUGCUGGGCAACAAGAAGCUGUCCCUGAGUCCUGAGGAGUACAUUUUCGCCGCCCUCAACCUCUACACGGACAUCAUCAACAUUUUCCUCUACAUCUUGGCCAUUGUGGGACGCUCCCGUGAAUGAGGAGUUCAUGGAGAACACACCUUCCUCUUGUUGUCUUCUUACCUAAUUGAUGUCAGCUUUUUCCCCCUCAUUCUACCGUUUCAUGUGGCUGCGGUUGAGACAUGAUGUGUAUGUAGCUGGGCGGGAUGCGUCGUUGAUUGUUUGUCAGCCACGAUUUUAAUGGUCUCGCUUUUCUUCACUCGCUCACGUUUGCCAGUCCUCCACUUCUACUAACACGGUAUGGUGCCUUUGGUGGCCACGUCACCCGGCCUCCAGUUUGGCUGGGCAUCAAGCGUAUCUUAACCCGGUGGGUGUUCAGGCACAAAAGAAGGCGGAAGGUCAGCGGUGCUUGAUGCUGAGCUGCUUUGCUUGAAAAGACGAAAGCUAGAAAUCUCCUCCUACUUCAGAUGCAUCUUUCCCGCUCUCUAACUGCAUGCUGACCAUGAAAACACCACUAAUGACGAUUCUAUACGAUUAGCGAGUGAUGAAUAACUCUACGGCUGUAAAUAGUUCCGUGUAGACUAUACGCUAAAGCCAGUACCCCUCCCCUCUGCGUCGCCUGCAGUCAUUCCUCUCGUGUUGCUUUUGACAUGUAUGACAUGCAAGGCUUCAUUCCCCUUCUCUGUUGUCUUCUUCUUGCUCUAUCCUUGGCGUGAAGUGAAAGUUUGAGUACUGUAUUUAGUUUUUUCACGUUUCAAUGAAUGAUUAUUGAAGUAUUGGUAGCACCGCUCCUUAUUUUGUUGAAGUUUUUAAUUGAAUAUUAACGAAGUAGUCCAACGCUGGAAUCACACAUGCAAUGAAAAAUUGCACUAACUUAUUUAUUUAUUGAUCUUACAGCUGCUGUUAAUCUAAUAUUAAAAGAAUGAUGUUAUGUUUCUACAGUGACACUACUGCAGUCCCUAACAAGUACAUUUAUUUUUGUUUCCAUUCUUAUGAUCUUAUUUCCAAUUUGACCCUGUGCAUGGCCCUGUUUUGUUGCAUGUGCAUUGUUGGCACAUGGAGGACAGAUGAUGUUUGUAUUGAAGUAAAUGUGCAAAAAAGUGUACAUAGAACUGCAAGUUGGUUUGAUGUGCAUAGGAAAGGUACUUUUGGACUGCAAGUCUGUUUUGCUUUGUACAUAUGCAUUGAUUCAGAAAGGAAAUGCAAUCCUCCUCACUGCUGUUGGCUUCACAUUAAAACAUACAAUUUGAAAACGUGCAAAUGCCUUUUU
This is a messenger RNA of Dunckerocampus dactyliophorus (ringed pipefish), 2491 nucleotides long. It is a transcript of the gene grinaa, whose product is annotated as glutamate receptor, ionotropic, N-methyl D-aspartate-associated protein 1a (glutamate binding). Lineage: Eukaryota; Metazoa; Chordata; Actinopteri; Syngnathiformes; Syngnathidae. The transcript is spliced from 7 exons. The record is from RefSeq and is a predicted model, not a curated record. Gene Ontology annotation, biological process: negative regulation of apoptotic signaling pathway. The coding region runs from base 271 to 1302 and encodes 343 amino acids. Gene Ontology annotation, cellular component: membrane; Golgi apparatus; endoplasmic reticulum.